UUUUUUCCGCUGUGAACACAAAGAAUGAAAACAAGUUGGUGAGGGGUAGAUAGGGUGAAAAAAUGAAACGUUUGGGAACUGAAAGUCCUCACGUGUACUGGACACAUUUUUGGGGUUACUCUAGAAACCAGAGGAGGACUUGGAUCCAUAUACAGUUGUCCUGAAGUAAAUAAGUUGGUGUGCUACAACAGACCGAUGCUGAGACCAAGGCAAAAAGUAAGGGAAAGGUUCUCUGCUCGACAAGCUAACCAACCUGGUCAGAGAGAUAGGAUGCCACACCUUCAAAGGGAGCCUAUCUUUUUGGGGAAAUGUUGCUCUGAGAACUGAGCUGUAGUAUAAAAGGCCAUAACAAGGAGGAUAUUUUUUGAAUUGGUAAGGGAGUUUAGAAUGCUAAGAGUCAAGUUCCAUUAAUAAUUUCACUAGAAAACAAAAGUUUUAAGGGAAAAUGUCAUUCUAAGCUGGAGCUGACCUAUUAUGAUUGAUCUAUAAUUUAAUAGCAAAUCACUAUAUAUUUCUUUCCUGACAUCAACUAAAGACGGACUAUCCACACAGUACAAAGUAUGGCUUCGAUUUUAUCUGCUUCCAACAAAUCCAUGAGAUCUGACAGGAAUACUUAUGUUGGAAAAAGGUUUGUUCAUGUUAAAAAUCCUUACCUGAAUUCUAUGGAUGAAGACAUUCUCUACCAUUUGGAUUUAGGAACAAAAACACACGACCUACCAGCAAUGUUUGGGGAUGUAAAGUGUCUUUUCUCUCAACAGCAUGGCAUGGGAAUCCCUUCCAUUUCUAUCAUGCUUCACGAACUCAUCAAAUUACUGCACCAUGCCCAGUGCUGUGACGUGACCAUUAUCCGAAUUGGUACAUCAGGGGGAAUAGGCCAGGGUCGACUAGAUGGAGCACUGUGCUCCUUUUCCAGAGAAAAAAAGGUAGACUAUUUGAAGAGGGCAUAUAAAGCUGGCGUCAGGAACAUCGAAAUGGAAUCUACAGUGUUUGCGGCCAUGUGUCGACUUUGUGGUCUAAAAGCUGCUGUGGUGUGUGUGACACUUCUGGACAGACUUGAAUAUGACCAGAUCAACUUGCCCCAUGAUGUGCUGGUGGAGUACCAGCAACGGCCUCAGCUCCUAAUCUCCAACUUCAUCAAACAGCGGCUUGGACUUUGUGACCAGACAUCAUAACUAGGCAGCCCAUUCCUUCCCUGCAAGUCUGUAGUUCAAGUUGUAAUGUUGACAUCAUGUAUUGUUUGUGGCAUUGUCAUGUAGUUCUUUUCCACAUGCUAAAAUCCUAAUAGAGUGAUUUUGUAAAACCCCUUUCUCUUAAAAAAUGAAUUUGUCAUAAAAGAAUUUAAUAUGCAUAUUACAUUAAAUUCAAAUUUCAUUUUUGAAUCCAUUAUCCAUUAACAAAGUCAGUCUCAUAACUAAACAUUUAAAACUCCUGCAUUGUGACAUUUGGAGUUUCAUAUACAGCAUGAAUUAAACUCACAUCAAGAUAGAUCGGGUUACCAGUCACUCUGUUUUUGAAACCAGUCCAGAAAUUCAUGUUAGAAUAGUCAGGAGCUUCUAGGUAUUGGACAAAUGACAGAAAUUGAUCAUGCACAUUCAAAAUAUUUACAGAAAAAAAGUGUCAGUGUAAUGUAGGUCUAUAUGAAAAAAUCUACCCUUUGGAAAAUAUGACCAUACUUCUUUUUUUUUCCCCCUGAAUGAUUUCAGUGCAUCACAGAGUAGGAUUAGAGGCUUACGUUUGCCUAUGUUUGUGAUUUUAUCACAGAAUAUAAUCAUACACUUAUUUCUCAAAUGAAAACCCUCAGUAAUGCAAAGAAAGUUUUUCAUAUUUCUUCAGAAAUCACAAGUGAUUAGAUUGCCUUAUGGCAAUUUUUUUUUCUUUUAAGGAAAUGCAUUUUAAGGAGGCUGUAUUUUUUUAAAAUUUCAUUUCAAUAUUAACAUAAUAGGCUGAGGAAUUAAUAACAACCCAAUUUAGAAUUGAGUUCAGGGUGUUAAAUUCAACAUUUUGUGUGAUUUUGAAGCAGGUCUUACCUGCACCCUGCCUACAACUCUAAUCAGUUAGACCCUCUGGGAGGCACAGUGUCACUUAGAGAGACUGUGCCAUGCUCUCUGUGAGUUAAUGCCGCCUGGGGGGUGGGGAGGUCUCAAAAGCUGACACACUUAGGAGUUGGGAAGUGUAGAUGGGAGAUGAGCAGAGGAGGGCUUACAAUCUUGUACGGCAUGUCAUGUUGUGUACAUAUGGUUGUGGCUCCAAUAAAUUUUUGUUUUUAAAGAGUUUAUUGGGGAA
This is a messenger RNA of Hipposideros armiger (great roundleaf bat), 2283 nucleotides long. RefSeq names its product uridine phosphorylase 2 (gene UPP2). Gene Ontology annotation, cellular component: cytosol. The coding region runs from base 561 to 1172 and encodes 203 amino acids. The transcript is spliced from 5 exons. The record is from RefSeq and is a predicted model, not a curated record. Gene Ontology annotation, biological process: uridine catabolic process. Gene Ontology annotation, molecular function: uridine phosphorylase activity. NCBI's taxonomy places the organism in Eukaryota, Metazoa, Chordata, Mammalia, Chiroptera, Hipposideridae.